Neocloeon triangulifer is the source of this 1649-nucleotide messenger RNA. It is a transcript of the gene Rsph4a, whose product is annotated as radial spoke head protein 6 homolog A. Gene Ontology annotation, cellular component: axoneme; radial spoke. Bases 16 to 1596 code for a protein of 526 amino acids. Lineage: Eukaryota; Metazoa; Arthropoda; Insecta; Ephemeroptera; Baetidae. The transcript is spliced from 7 exons. Gene Ontology annotation, biological process: cilium movement involved in cell motility; axoneme assembly; cilium assembly. The record is from RefSeq and is a predicted model, not a curated record.
CCAAUCCAGCUUCUAAUGUCCAUACUGCUUAUGGAGGAAAUCGAGGUGACGGAAAAAGAUGUCCAAGAGGCUAAAGAGUCUCUGGACCCAAAAGUUCGCGAACUUUUGGCAAAGUUGGUGGAACGACUGCUGACGGAAAGACCUGACAACGCAUACGACAUUCUGGAGCUGAUGGUCGCGUCCAUCAAAAACGAGGACGAAUAUCAUAAUACGGAGCCUGACAACUUUGAGACUCCUAAUUCCAAUCUGCUCAGAAGUCUUUUCCAUCCGGAAAAAGCUGAGGAGAGGGACUUGAAUGAUGUUUGGAUGGACAAAGCGGUGAAUGCAACGCCCUGGACUGACUGCAACGAGCAGCUUAGUCUGCUGAAGAGAUUUGCGGGUGUUUGCAUUCCGGACGAAACGAUUUUCCUCCUGAGACUGUCCAUGCGACAACUGCAGCAGCAAUUUCCCAACAUCUACCGGCUCAGGUUCUGGGGCUGCUUUUGCUUCAAAUGGUUUGUGUUGGAGGCAGAAUUGACUCCCCAAGGGUACGCUGCGAGGGACGAGGAAAUAAAAGCUGCAGAAAAAGCUGCCGAAGAAAAGGCUCGAACUGAUUGGGAGGAGAAAAAGAGGGAGGCAGAACAAAAAGGGGAACCUUUGCCGAAUCCUCUUGAACCCUCAGAACCAGAAAUACCCCGAGAACAGUCUGGAACUGGAGUAAACUCUCUUGUAUACCUUGUGAGUGAGUCUCCUGGCCACCCUGAGAGCUGGACCUGGCUGCCUGACUUGAAACCUAGAGACAUCAUUCUCUCUCGCCAGAUCCUCCAAAUUCCUGAGGACAUCGUUGGCGAUGUUCCAACCUCCGAACUCAGCAAAGAGACCUUGCUUAGAGUUCAAAUCGCAAGGAUCAACUCUUCGACCAGGGUGGCCCCGCUGGGCAUGUUCAAGAUGAAAAAGAAAUUGGCCCCUGGCGAGGAGGAGGAAGAAGACGAGGAUGACGAUGAAGAGGAGGACGAUGAAGAGGAGGACGAAGAUGAUGACGACGAGGAGGAGGAAGGCGAAGUCAAAGAGGCUCGUUUGAAUGCCAAAUUCUCCUCUCCCCCCAUGCAGCAGCUUAUGGACCAGAACAAGUGGGUCCACAUCACCCCUUUCAUUCUCCAAGGUCAGGCCAGGGUUAAGUGGUGGAAUCCAAACCCUGAUGCUGAGGAAGAAGAAGAAGAGGAUGAGGAUGAUGAGGACGGCCCCAAAAAGCCUGGCCCUGAAAAAGGUCCGAAGCCUCUCAGUCCCAUCGGACUUGACAAAGCUAGCCCUGAAUUGGUGGAGGGAUUCCCUACAUGUUGGGCUCUGAGGAAGGUUUCAGUUUUGGGUCCUCCUGCGGUUGUGGCUCGUUCCUUGAUUUGGCCAGGCUCCAUCUCAAUUUUUGCAUCAGGCCGGCUGGAGCAUAUUUACAUUGGCUGGGGAAUUAAAGCAAGCAGUCGCCAUUUCUGUCCGAAACUGGUGCCUGAGUUGAUGCCUGAACCAGAGGAACCGAUCCUGGCUGCAGACCCGACAGUCCAAGAGGAGAAGGCGGCUGAAGCCGAAAAUGAAGAAAAUGCAGAUGAUGAUGAUGACGAAUAAUUAUUUUAAAUUUGGACCGCGUUAAUGAAUUUAAAUCUCUUUAGACUAAAAUU